AUUUCGUUUUAAACCUUUUUCCAUUCAAACAAACGCGACCUAAGUCUUCUCUUUCUCCAUGAUUCCUCUGAAAACUUAUCAACAUUCUUCCUUCUUCCCCAUUUCCAAAGCUAACCCUCUUCACAUCUCUCUCCAACCCCAUUUUCUCUCUCUUCCAUUUUCCUCCAAACCUUCAUUCUCUCUGCUCUCUCUUUCUUUGCCCACCUCUUCUAAUCUUCUCAGGGUUUCAAAAUUUGGAGUGCCAGUUUGCAGCAGUGAAAAUGAAGAAGAAGAAGAAGAACACAAGGAAAGUUCACCAGAGCUUCAGGACUUAUCAACAAACGGCCCAGUGUACCAGAAAACACUGCAAUUGGUUGAGUGCUCCAUGUUUGCUGCACUCACUGGUUUGGUCUACUUCUUGAGCAAUUCUCUUGCCAUUGAGAAUUACUUUAGUUGUUUCUUCUCGUUGCCAAUAGUGAUAUCCUCAAUGAGAUGGGGUGUUGAUGCUGGAAGGAAAACCCUGGUGGCAACAACUAUACUUUUGUUUGUCUUGUCUGGUCCAGUUAAAGCCCUAACCUAUCUGCUUAAGCAUGGUAUAGUCGGUUUCACAAUGGGUACUUUGUGGAGGUCGGGAGCGAGUUGGAACUUGUCAAUUUUCUUGUGCACAAUUGUACGAUCACUGGGUGCCGUUGGCUUUGUCUUGAUUUCAUCUUUCUUGAUAAGGGAAAAUAUACUAGCUUUGAUCACAAUUAACAUUCACGCCUCUCUUACAUUAGUGCUCACUGCCUCUGGUGUGAAUUCUAUUCCUUCAAUGAACGUGAUAUAUACCCUAUUUGGCAUUUUGGUUUUGCUCAAUUCUGGUUGUUUCAUGUUCUUGCUCCACCUUCUGUAUUCCGUUUUCCUUACUAGAAUGGGGAUGAAGUCUUCUCUAAGAUUACCAAGAUGGCUGGAGAGGGCCAUAUGAUAUGAUGCCAUAUGUAUAUGUAUUCAAGGUGUUACAAAAUUUUCAAUUGGAACCUUAUUCUUUUUCAAAUGAGGUUUGAGAAGGGAUAGCUGGCUGAGGUUGUAUAUUUUCUACAAUGGCAUAAUAAUUCAACAUACUACAUAGAUAAAAAGGACGAAUACUAACAGAAGAGUUGCUGGGCUUAAUCUCUUCCACUGUCGUG
Messenger RNA from Gastrolobium bilobum, 1145 nucleotides. RefSeq lists its product as uncharacterized. NCBI's taxonomy places the organism in Eukaryota, Viridiplantae, Streptophyta, Magnoliopsida, Fabales, Fabaceae. The transcript has 8 exons. The coding region runs from base 59 to 943 and encodes 294 amino acids. The record is from RefSeq and is a predicted model, not a curated record.